GCUUAACCUCAGUUUCAUAAUGUUUGUUCGUCUCUCUGCUUUUACUCUCCUGGCUUUGCCUCUCCUUGCGACCGCCACUGUCCUUCCCCGGCAAGACACUUGUGCUUCCGGUAGCGCGCAGUGCUGCAAUUCUGUCCAGAGUUACGUUCAUCGCAGCGGUGUUACCUGCAGCCCCAUCACUGGCAUUGGCGCUGGUGGCACCGACUGCUCCGACCAACCUGUCUGCUGUACAGACAACAGCUACAACGGCGUUGUUGCUCUGGGCUGCACCCCCAUCAAUGUUGGCCUCUAAGGGAAUCUUCUACAAGUGCUCGGGAGUGAUUUAAAUGUAUCGGUGAUAUUGUAUUCAUUUGUUGGACAAGUAGACAGAUCGAGAAAUCAAUACCGCUGGAUAAGGAACAUAUAUGUUAUGAAGAACUCGAACAUCCGACGCGAGAUCUGAACGAAGCGUCCUGAGAAAAGAAAAAAUGUGGGU
Molecule: messenger RNA, 475 nt
Organism: Guyanagaster necrorhizus
Lineage: Eukaryota; Fungi; Basidiomycota; Agaricomycetes; Agaricales; Physalacriaceae
Product: hydrophobin-251
Exons: 3
Coding region: 20-292 (90 amino acids)
Cellular component (GO): fungal-type cell wall
Molecular function (GO): structural constituent of cell wall
Source: RefSeq, a predicted model, not a curated record